Molecule: messenger RNA, 7849 nt
Organism: Planococcus citri (citrus mealybug)
Lineage: Eukaryota; Metazoa; Arthropoda; Insecta; Hemiptera; Pseudococcidae
Exons: 4
Coding region: 337-2550 (737 amino acids)
Source: RefSeq, a predicted model, not a curated record
AUUACGCAUUUUAAUGUUUUCUCUUUCCUUUCCAUAAUGUGUGAGGCAGGAGGCUGCGCCAAGCUCCGCAGCUGAUUCUUUGGUCAGUCUACCAGUCCAGACCGUCUAUACUCGCGUAUCUUUUCUGUUCCGUUUUGAGAAAUUCGUCUCUCGUACGCGUGUGUGUGAUUAGUGUAUGUACUUACCUACUCGAGACUUUGGUUUUUUAUAAUUUUUUUUGUCGACUAAUUUUUGCUUAGAUAUUUUUUGAUUUUUUUUUGUGUGCGCGAAUCAUUUUACUCUCGAAUUGGCGCCCAAUUUUGACGCGCAUUUUAACUUCAAAUUCGAUGUAUUAUCAUGUGUAAUUCAUCACGUAAAAUAUCGACGACGCUGAUAUCGACAUCGACGUCGCCGACUACUGUACCUUUCAUCAAGUUUGCAUUGUUUACGUCGCAGGUACUUUUCUUCUGCGCGUUAUGUAUACACAGUUCGACAGCUGAUGCAUCACCACCACCUCCAGGACUACAUCACCAUCGAAGAGAUGAGAGACCACCGGUACCAAAAUACAAAUACGGCUACACGGUCCGAGGCGCAGAAGGAGGCCAGCAUGGUCACCAAUUCUACAGAGAUGGUUCCUAUACUCAAGGAAAAUACUUCGUUAAGCUGAAUGGUGGAACAGGACAGAAUGUCGAGUACUACACCGAUCAGUUUGGAUACCAUCCAAAGGUGAUUUACAUGAAUCACAACCCAACUGGCAGUAGCGGAGCCAGGAUAUCCUAUGGAAGAGCUGCGAUACCGUUUGAGACAUCAUUUGGCCCAAACAACGCAUCAACAGAGGCACCAAUCAAAUCUGAAAAUCACUCAUCGACAGUAACCCAGCAAAAUUCCACAUCUUACGAAACAAUAGGGUCAUCUACCGACUCAUCACAACUCAACACUGCCACCACAUUUCCUUCCUCUUCAUACAGUACCACAGAAUCAGAUCUAUACAGAGUGAAAUCAAUUUCAUCUUCAACAUCAACUCCAGUCACCCCAAAUGAAGGCAGAUCUUCAACUUUUGAGUACGCCAGCACAUCCCCAACAUACCCAAAUGAAGACAUAGUUCGAGACAAUGUCUACAACCAGCCCCAAACCAUCGAUACAAUCGCUCCUAUCUUACUAGCGCAACAACCAUCUUCAGAUGACACUUAUUUACAACCAGAGAUCAAUGAGAUUUCCAAUGGCUUCAUUGGAAAUAUUGUUUCCAUGUUACCUACCAUAAUUGCCACCAGAAGUAAACUACUCAAACCAAUCAUCGUGUCUAAUUCAAGUAACACCAAACGUGAAAUCACUCCUAGUGAAAAUUCCACAAAAGAAAUAGAUGGCAAAACAGAUCUAGCCACAGAUUCAACUCAAUCUGAAGAAUACCACGAAGUACCAGAAGAACAAGUGAUCUCAGCAGGUGGUGAUAAUGAUACUUUGGAUGAAACUCACCCAAAAUAUCUGGCUAGUUCGCCUACAGAAGUUGAUAUAAAGAAACCUCAUGUGGAUGUGGUGAUUGAACCACAAAUGCUCGAAGAACAGGCUGUCAUUACUACCACAGUUGAUAUAGCUAAAUCGUUACCAUUGGCUGUGAAUUUUAUACCAGAGAAUGACAAUCGUCUGAAUGAUGUUCCUUUGAAUUUUAUACCUACACCUUCUCAGUUUGUCUUACCACAAAAUAAUGUCUAUCUGCAGCAACCUGUUGAACAACCAGUGGUUGCACUGCAACUUCCACAAGCUGUCCUUAAACCUGAUAAUAUCCCACAACCGUACCUUUUACCAAAUUCAGAAUUCCAUUACAUUCCAAUCCCAGUCUUACAACAUCAACCUAAUGUUAUACCUUUGAAUUAUGUGAAUGACAACAGGACCUCUCCAGAUACCGCCGAGUCUGUCCACAUAGAAGGUAUUAGACCAUCACAGGAAUACCAACAACCCCAAGAAACUGCCCCAAAAACCGAUUACUCUUUUGUAAAAUCCAUCGAAGACCAUUUGCCCAAUCAGUACAAUGUUAAACCAUAUGAUCUACCGCGUAAAUUAUACAACAAACCAUCCCACCACCUACAACAAUUCGAUCAAAGACGCCAGGUACUGCCCUACACAACAAUAAAUCUACCAGCAGCCCAACUAGUCCCAUAUGUGAAACACAAUUUCAUCCAGCAAUCUCCAGGAUACUAUUCACCUCACCAACAAAAACUCCCACCACCAAGUGCUUCACCUAAAAGCCACACUAUUCCUUAUAAUUUGGCGAAAUCUUACCCUAAAGAAAAACGAACCCCACAGCAAAAAGCCCCAUUUAAACCUAGCCAUCCUGUAUGGGACUCAGUUUACCCUCCAUCCCAUAUGUAUUAUGUGCCAUUGGUUGUUGUAGACCGCGUGCCUGGGGAACGCAACCCUAAAGACUCGUUUUCCAGAAGGCAUCAUCAUUUGAGGAGAUUAUAUGUUGAAUAUGGUGGCUUUAAACCGCCUCUUAUACCUUCUACUUUGAUUGAAACUGAAGAACCGGCGCAAGAAAAACGUGAUAUUCCUAAAGAAGCCGGUACCGAGUCGUGAAUAACGAUUCGAUGACGGAGAGAGAAAAAAACUUUCAUUUUUAUAUAUUAUUUUGUAGUAAAAUCUCGUACAUUUAGUAUGUACCUUUGUUGUAAUUGUAUUUACUUGUAGAAUUAGGACUGUAAUGUUGACCUGCCCGUACCCCUAUUUCAACAAAAAAUUUCACCACCAUAUUAAGUUCAAUAUUUUGUACAGGAAAUACAUAGAAAGUAAAUUUUUAGAUUCAAUUUCACAUGAUUGAAAAAAAUUGUCCAAUGCAUUGGAAAUGACCUUCAAGAUAAAAAUGAAAUUUUCAAGUUACCACCUAUUUCAUCAAUCUGUCUAAAGUACAGGGUGCCCAGAAAUAUCGAGCACCCCUAAGAAAGUUUUUCAUUAAAAAUAUAGGUUGGCAACGUGAAAUAGAUGCAUAUGAUUGGUGGAAUGUUAUCUCUCCAGUCCAACAACCAAUCAUGUGCUAUCAUUAUUAUCAUUCACUGUGACCAACCAAAGUAUUUUAGUAGAAAACUUUCUUAGGGGUGCUUGAUAUUUCUGGGUACCCUGUAUAGAGUACCUACCAGCUGAAUUCAGGAAUAAAAUCCUAAUAUAAAAAGUUUUUUAAAAAAUUCUUUCUUGGAUUUAAUCAUCUGCCUACUAGAAUUAGGGUAGUUCCCUCAAUUGAAAUUUGUGUCUCAAUGUUUUCAAAAAGUUGACAAAAGAAAAACUAAAAAGAAAACAUGUAGGUAAAAAAACGAUUGAAUGGGACCUUUGCAAAAAAAAACCUUUUAAGAUCAGGUCUUAACAGAUCCAAUCAUAUCAAUACGUAACAUCACCCAAGCAUUUUUUUGUAAAUUUUUUAAAUACAUACAUAGUAGGUCACCUUGUAUUGGAAUUAAUGAAGUUGUCUGCAAAUAAUUUUCUGAAACUAAAAAAUCACUUUUCCAAAAAUUUUGGCAUGUCGAGUUUCUUUUUUAAAUUCAAGGAAACCAUCCUAUAAUACCCCCUCCCCCAAUCACAUUUUCCUCAAUUAUUAAAAUUCACAAGAAAUGCAUUUUUUUCUUAUACCUAUAAGUGAGUUCUAAAGCCUUCCAAGCAAAGAACAGCAUUGUUGUUCUACAGAAACUGUACUGUAAAAAAAUAUUAGGUGUGUUUUGUAAGCAAUUGUUUUCAUCAAUUUUUUUGAAAAAAAAAAAAUACCAGGAAUAGCAUUGAUUUUGGAAUCAACUAUUGAAAAUUGUAUUCUGACUAGAAUCAGGAUCCAGUCAACAAUGGGUGGGUCGGGUUUUAACUUCAUUUGAAAAUCUCAGCAAAAAAAUGAUGACCAAAUUACUUCAACAAGGCAUAGAGAAAAUUUCAAAUUUUCAGUUCAAUUCUAAUUCUCCACUUUGGAGCGAGUGUGCAUGGUUUAAAUAUUUUUCAUUUGUUUGAAAAAUUAAUUUCAAUUUUUUCUGGCUCAGGUGAUCUUUCAACUACAUACAAAAAAACCUAGUUUUGAGAACUCCUGAACUUGGUAAAAAUGAACUUUGAACAUUUCCAUUGGUUUAAACGAGAUGAUGGAAGAGCUAAAGACAUCAAGAGAUCACUUGAACCAAAAACAUUGAGAAAUUUAAACUUUGAGCUCUUACAGAAGAAGUUAUUAACAUUGACUUAAAAAUUUGAAAUUUUUUCUACUCAGCUUCAACAGGGUUCCCUCGUUGAUUCAAAUGUUUUUAUCAACACUUUCGAUUGAUUUGAAGACAACUUUUCAAAAACACUUUUCUGAAUUGAAGAACUACAUAUUUGUUUUCCCCUCUCCGUUAUUUAAAAAUAGGCUUUGUAUCCAGAUUUGAUCAAAUUUUGAUUCUUUCAUGGUAAACCGGACGAAUAAAAAUUGUAAAAAUUUCAUCAGAAAUUGAAACCAACUCGGAAAUUUUUUUAAUGGAGUUUCCUUGAAGAUUUUACUUUCUAGCAGCGAUGCGAAAAUUACGUGAUGAUGAUAUCUAAGUUAUCACCACAUAUACCUACCUAUAGGUAUGUUACUUUCAGAAACGAUAAUGAGAAUGACUAUAUGAUAAUUCAUUUAUAUCAACUUUUUCAGUAGUAAGCACUCUUUCCUUUUUCAAUUCACUUUCCAUAAAUUAGAUAAUUAUUAUCUAAGAUCACUAGGUACAUGUAUCUUUACACACAAAUACAUAGCAAAGAUUAGCAGAGAACAUUUGGCUGCAAAAAUUGAACGAUUCGUGUUGAUUUGCGGUUAUUUUAAAUUGCACAUCGAGCAGGGAUAUCUACUAAACCCUAUCAAAGUUCACUUGCAAAAGUUUUCAACUUUUUUUUUUGUAAACAACCCUGUGAUAUCUGAAAAUUUGAAAAAAUGUACUUAAAAAUUCUGCUCGAGGAAAAUGAUUGGAUCCAAUCAGACCUGAACAGACCUAAUCACCGAUCAAAAUUUUGAUGUGAUUUGAUGUGCUCUGAUCAGAUUUGGUCAGGUCAAAAUUGAAUUCAUGGAAUAUCUGGACCUGAUCAGUAGGGUGGUUAAAAGAACAAUAGAAAAAACUUUAUGUUUUAAUUUUUUGAGCUUACCCUCUAGAAGUGUUCCAUUUGGUUAGAAAACACUUCACAAAAAAUUUCAGGGCAAAAAAAUAAUAUUUAGAGGUCGCGCACGAGAGUUGAAGAUUGAGAAGGUAUGAGCGCGUCGAGCGAAAACUUCCCACGGUUGCGCGCUGGGAAAUGCAGCGUUACGUUCCCUCGUUGGAUCGAAGUAGUAUUAAACAACGUUAUCUCCUCUACAAUGUCUAUGAUAAGUAAAGCUAGUCAUUUGUGGGCUUUUUUAGAUGUUAUUAAUGAAGAUUCAAUGGCAAUUUUUCAAAUCCGAAGCUAAUUAAAGGAGGAAAUACAAAAGAUUUCAAAAGUACAGAAAAAAGUAUGAAUUUAACCCUUUGGCAACCUAUUACGUUUUUUUCGAAUUUUUAAUUUUUUUUUCAAGAAAACAAUUGCUAGUACUCUCCUAAACGCAUUUGAGCUGUCGGAGAAUUUUUUACUCCUCUCCUUGGAGCUCCACUGGCCACCCGAAAUUUGAAAAAUUCGGGAUGACGUAUGUCCCACUGGUAUUUUAUGAAUUGUUAGUGGGACGUAUACGUCCCACUGGUUGUGAAAUAAAACUUGAAAAAUUACGCCAUCUAUCGGGAUAUUUGUAAACUAGGAUGAACUAAAGUAGGUAUGAUUCUGGUCUGGCAGUGGAAAUGCUCUACCAGUGGGACCAAAUUACAUUGCCUUAACGCUUACAAGCUGGAACUGCGGGAUUUUUUGUUAUGGUCACUGGGAUCUAUAUGUCCCGGUGGUUGCGAAAGGGUUAAGGUUGUAUUACUACCUAUUCUAUUCUACUUGGUAAUCAAAGGGAAAAAAUGUACAUAUAGGAUAAAUUUAAGUUCAAAUACGAAUAUUUAAUAAGAUUCAGCACUUCAAGUUGAUGUUUUAUUGACUAUUAAUAAUUUUAAAGCUGUUACUUUUGAAAAGUGGAAUUUUUCAAUUUCUAAAUUCCAAAUUCAGGUCCAAAUGAAUUCUACAGCCAAAAAAUCAUAAUCAAUACUUUCGAAUGGUUGUUUUAAAAAUCAAAAAAAAAUAUAUUAUCACUUAAUAAGUUGUGGUGGGGAUGUAGCUCUUAGUAUAGUUGCACCGAAUCAACCCCGUCAAGCUUCGUUGCGUUUCCCGCGGCGCCGUCGUGGGAAGUAUUAUGCUUGCGAGCCCUCGUUGCUCUCAAAAUUCAACGCUUGUGCGCGACCUCUAAAUAUUAAUAUUUUUCAACAAAAAUUUUUUGGUGUCUUUUUUUCAUCAAAAGGAACAAAAUUAGGGGGUAAGACCUCGAGAUUUCAAAAAAAAUGUUACAUGAACCACCCUACUGAUCAGACCUAAUGAUCUCACCAUAGGUAUCUCAAAUCUGGUCAGAUCAAACUGUUCAGAUUAAAUCUGGGCACACUUGAUCAGAUCCAAUACAGACACCUGAUCGAAUUUCAUCAUAUUUGAAUAGAUACAUAUGAUCAGACCUCAUUGAUAAGAUCAGAUCGCUUCAUUGACCAAAUAUAAUCAGAUCAGUUUCGAUCAGAUCAUAUCUUCUCGGACCUGACCAGAUCCAAUAAUUUUCUCCUGGGUACUCAAAACAAAAAUCGUAUGUUUAUUAUUUCGGCUAUGACGCUAAAUUCAAAUUUUAGACAAUUCAAAAUUCGAGUUAUUGGCGUCCCUUCUCAUAUGCAUCAGUCUCAGAGAACGCAGCAGACAUUUUAAUAUAUACCAUAUACGACCAAAGCUCAAAUUUAAGCAUUUUUUUUCAAAUUUGAAGUCCUUGGCGUCCAUCACCAUCUUUCAUUCUUUCAAAACCCAUCUAUAAAGCAUUAAUGUGCCUUCUCUUUAAUCUACACAUGCAGAACGAUGUGGAAAAAAAAUCAACCGCAACGCUACCGAGUAUUAAAUAUCACAUCAUACGCUUGUGUACCUCCCUUCGGCCUUCUUCCUGUCAUCUUGCUCAUCUUGCACGAUGCUUUUCCUCCUUUCCACGAGUGUGAUGCUGGUACAGGUAGACCAAAGGUAUUAUUAUAGCAUCUCGUUAACGGUAAAUUACAUCAGGUACAUAUGUGUUAAAUGCGAUUACGCUUUUUGAAUCCAUCCGCUAUAUUAAUGUUUAAUUACUUCAUAACGACCAGAUUAAAAAACCCACACGUAUACCUAUAUGUACUUACAAUCGAACUGUCUACUACAAUUUUCACACAGCAUAGAAGAAAUUUUCUUUUAUGUGCGAAUAAUAACGCUACAAAUUAUUGUCGUCGUCUCAUCAUAAUCAUCAUCAUCAUCAUCAAUGUGGCUGUCAUCACAUUCCACAUCCACAAUCGAAUCAUUUUUUUUUUUUUCAUUAGGAAAUCUCUUUUAAUAGAUAAAUAUUCGUUUAUGAAACCGAGCUAAUUGAUUAGAAAAACAACUCGAUGAAUUAUAAGGCCCUGAGAUACUGUACCUACCGUUGUAAUUAGACUUUUGAAUUUUACUUUCAUUUUUCUAUUAUAAAUUGUUAUUUUUUUUCUUAGGCCUGCAUCUCUCGCAAUAAUUGUAUAAUUAUUAUAAAGUGUAAUAUAUUUAUGGUGUUAUUUAUAUGUUAUCGUACUGGUAGGUAGUAUUAUGUACGAGUGUGUGUGUAAUUCUUUAUAAUACCAUAGUUUUAUUUUUAAUUUGUAUACUCUGUCGUGUAAUUUUUAUGUAGUAUUAUGCAUUUACAUGUUACUAUAGUUGGAUUUAUUGUACUUAUCUAAGUUGAUCCAGACGAAAAAAAAAAACAAAUAAAUUUUCAAUUUCUUUUUUUUAA